AUGUUAAGGCAGUUGCUGUCCAGUGGUGGUAUAGGUGGAGGAGGCGGUCUUGGAAUGGCAGUUAAAAUGGAACCACAGCCCGUCGUUUAUACACCUCAAUCACAUUAUCCGACCGCAAGCAUGCCUCUUCAGCAGUCACUUCAUAAUCCCGAAGUAGUGAUCAAGAAUGAGGAUGGUGAAAAGAGUCUUGCAGUUCUAUCAAAUAUGCCACAAAUAGCGUACUGUCCUACGCUCCAUUCGGCACCAGCGAUGAUGAUGAAGUGUUCAGCAGAUGCAGUGAACGGUCACAUAUCAGGAACCACUGAAUUAUUUUCGUCAACAUUCGCGAUGCUCUCCGGCGAUAACGCUGUACCGGACGCUGAUUGGUCCUCAUCAUCAUAUCGUCCAGAGAAGCCACUCUACCAACCCAAUGAAACAUACACUUAUUCCACUAAUAAUAAUAACAACAGUAAUAAUCAAGUUCCUCUUCAAGCCACAAAUCCUGUGUACUCAAAUCAACCCGUUCAAGUCCUUCAGACAACAUUUCCUCAGCAACAACUGCAGCAACAGCAAAACUAUCAAAUAGUAACAUAUACGAAUGGAAUGGUGCAAGCGAAUGCUGAGAAUGUCACCGAUUUGCAACGAGUCGAGAAUAUCGUCGAUGCGGAUGAAGAACGCAAAAAGGAAGAGGAGAAGAAGGCGAAACGGAAAGAAAAACAUCGUUUCACUCAAGAGUUCCAUACCAUAUCGUUUCGAGAAGUCGCCGAAAUACCGCUGUCGUCAAGUUGCUCAGGUCGUGAUACUCCAGGUGCUGACGGUGAGAGCGAAGGCGAUGAGCGCGUGAUGUGCAUGGCAUGUCGAGGUGUGUAUCCGUCAAGGCGCUCGUUAACCGGUCAUAUUGGUCGCAAUGAGAAGUGCAGAGAGAUUAUCGGGCGAAGUUAUUUGGGUCAUCUGAGUGGUGUGGCGAAAGAAUCGUUAACUGGAAUGUCAGGUUCACCUUCAGCUCAAGACUCACUCAGUCCAAUCUGCCCCUACUGUGAUCGAUUCAUCAGUCAUUACAAGGGAAAUAUUCGAAGGCAUGUAAAUCAAUGUAUGAAAUGUAUAAAACCGAGAAGGAAAAGAUCAAAUCGAAAAACAUCGUCAUCCUCAUCAACGCCACAAUCGUCCGUCGACUAUCUGGGCGAUGGCUCGGACUAUAUCCCAGGCGGCAGUCAAAGUAACGACGCGUUCUACGACGGUUACCAACCACACGCCUUAUCGAAUCAAGAGUGGAUGAAUGGUUUCGACUCUACCAGUAGCCCACCAGUUCAUUCGAAUCAGUUGGAUAAUUCGGAGACCAAGGGUCCUGAUGAUCCGUAUUUAUGUUCGUUGUGCGAUUUCGCCACUCUCUAUAAGGGUAAUAUGAAACGACAUCUCAGCACAUGUCAUAGCUUGGCGGAUGAGGAAUUACAAGACUGUGGAAUCGAUAGUCUCAGAGCGAGUCGUUGCGCUGAAAAUGCUGAACUGCACAAUAGAGCGUGCAAGGGUCGGCGUACAAAGGCUGUUUUGGAUGCUUAUGAUGGCCGAAAAAGACCUAAAAUGAAUAAUGAUGAAGCAAUGAAGAACACUGAAUCUGCGUCCAAUACGAAUAAUACCGAUACUAAUCACGACCAGUUCACUGCUUCGUCAGUUCAGUUAAGUGAUGCUCAGUCAAACGAUUCAUCAACGACGAAUAGUAAUAAUUGUGUUGAAUUAUCGAUAGGCACUGAAGAUUCAGCUCAGCUAAAAUCGCCAACAAACGGCAAUUUAGCGCAAACACAAAUGCCAUCUUCUACUGAAGUGAAUGACACCAAUGCUCAGCAGCAACAACAACUACUGCCAGUGAAAAUUGAACAGAAUUCGAGUGAGAGUCAAAGUGAAAGCGAUCGAAAAACAAUCAAAGCAAGUUACAUCGAAGAUAUUGUCAACGCCGUUGCAGCUAAUCAAAUUGGUAGUGUUACAGUGCGGAAAGCUGAUAUUGUGGGUAUGGCCGCAGCAGGUGCGGCACGAACUGCAGCAGUAGCUGCUGCUGCAGCCAACGGAACUCCAAUACCAACACCACAACGACGGGGUCGUGCGCCGAAGAAAGUGCAAAAUAUGGAUGAGGUUCGUGACUAUUGGGAAACUGAACGGAUGAAUUCGGGUGGCGUCUUGCCACUGUCUUCAACAUACAACGGCCGACCACGGGGCACUCAUUACGCAGCAUUCGGUUCUACGUUUAUGACGGGCAAUGGAGCGCCAGCGAACCAGCAUUAA
Anisakis simplex (herring worm) is the source of this 2253-nucleotide messenger RNA. The record is from the annotation of a GenBank genome assembly. Lineage: Eukaryota; Metazoa; Nematoda; Chromadorea; Rhabditida; Anisakidae.